Molecule: messenger RNA, 420 nt
Organism: Nyctereutes procyonoides (raccoon dog)
Lineage: Eukaryota; Metazoa; Chordata; Mammalia; Carnivora; Canidae
Product: voltage-dependent L-type calcium channel subunit beta-4-like
Exons: 3
Coding region: 1-420 (139 amino acids)
Biological process (GO): neuromuscular junction development; chemical synaptic transmission; regulation of voltage-gated calcium channel activity
Cellular component (GO): voltage-gated calcium channel complex
Molecular function (GO): protein binding; high voltage-gated calcium channel activity
Source: RefSeq, a predicted model, not a curated record
AUGACGGCCGCAGGGCUCCGCAUUGCCGUGUGGACAUCUUGGGUAGAGCCGUCCUCUGUAGCCCAAGCUGUGGGCACAACCGACGUCUCGUGGGCUGAGGGCCUUGUUCCCUCCUGCGGCUCAGCGGAUUCCUACACCAGCAGGCCGUCCGACUCCGAUGUGUCUCUGGAAGAGGACCGGGAGGCGAUUCGGCAGGAGAGGGAGCAGCAGGCCGCCAUCCAGCUGGAGAGAGCCAAGUCCAAGCCCGUGGCAUUCGCUGUGAAGACGAACGUGAGCUACUGCGGCGCGUUGGAUGAGGAUGUGCCCGUCCCGAGCACAGCCAUUUCCUUUGAUGCCAAGGACUUUCUCCACAUUAAAGAGGUAAACGUGGGACUCUGCGUCCCCCGAGCUCCAGGAGGCGAGGGCCAGAGCCGGCUCUGA